Molecule: messenger RNA, 1474 nt
Organism: Heteronotia binoei (common prickly gecko)
Lineage: Eukaryota; Metazoa; Chordata; Lepidosauria; Squamata; Gekkonidae
Gene: GNB1L
Product: G protein subunit beta 1 like
Exons: 7
Coding region: 109-1143 (344 amino acids)
Molecular function (GO): protein binding
Source: RefSeq, a predicted model, not a curated record
AACAUUGUGUGCAGUCUGUCAGCCCUGUUUUGUGAGUUCGGUUGAAAAGGACAGAAAUGCUGAGUCCACUUCUGUGAUGUAUUGGUCGGCAGCCACCUGGAGAAGGCUAUGAUGGGAAGGAGAUCAGACUGGUGCUGUUUCUAUAUUUUUCCUGAUAUGGCUCUCCCUCCUCCGGAUCCACAGUAUGUUCUCCGAGGAGCUAAUGACGCAGUCAACACUCUGUGUUUUCAUUGUGCAGAUCCAAAUCCGGAACUUCCCCUUCUUUUCUCGGGGUCUUCAGAUGGGCUGAUCCACAUCUGGAACAUAAAGACACACAGGAUGGAUAGAAUACUGAAUGGCCAUGAUGGAAAAUCAGUGCUUUGGGUGAAAACUUUAGGCAACCGAAAUACGCUUCUUAGCCAGGGUCGUGAUCAAAAUGUCUGCUUGUGGGACUUGACAGAAGGAAGGAAGGAUGUUACAGAUGCUGUUUUCACAGACCACGUUGGGUUCUGCAAGUGCUCCCUCUUGAAGGUGGCAGAGAGACGUUGGUUAAUGGCUAUGCCAGGCACAGGCAUAGAAGAGGUUCGGGUUUUGGAGCUGCCAUCCAAGACAUCAGUCUGUACCUUGAAGCCAGAGGCCGAUGCCAAACUGGGCGUGCCCCUGUGUCUGAAACUGUGGCAGCCCAGCGUUGGCUCAUCUCCUUCCCUUCUGGCCGGCUACGAGGAUGGGUCAGUGGUUCUGUGGAAUUUGUCAAUGGGGAAAAGGCUGAGUCGGCUGGCGUGUCAUCAGGAGCCAAUCAUGGCCCUUGACUUUGACUCGGAGAAGGCCAAAGGGGUGUCAGGCUCAUCUGAGAAGACGCUGUGUGUCUGGAGGCAAAAUGAGCAGCAGAACCUAGAGAUUCAGCAGACAUGCCAGCUCACCAAUCCUGGGAUCGCUGACGUGACCCUCCGACCCGACAAAAAGAUUUUGGCCACCGCCGGCUGGGAUCACCGCAUCCGCAUCUUUGGCUGGAAGAAGCUAAAGCCCUUAGCCGUACUGGACUACCACACAGCAGCAGUCCAUUGUGUGGCCUUCUCGGACCACAGCCAGCCCAGCCAAAGACUAAUGGCAGCAGCCUCCAAAGAUCACCGCAUCAGUGUCUGGGCAAUAUAUAAUCAGACGUGAGGGAGGCUUGGAAAAUUGGACACAAGGCCAGCGAAAGUUUACAGUGAAAGUGUUGAAACCAGAGAAGGCUUAACAGCUCUUCCAUAAGUGCCUCUAGCAGCAGCAGAAUUUAGAAAGUGUUGGGGGAGGGAUACAUUUAAUGGUAAUAAUGUUUCCUCGUAGCUCUCUGCUUAAUCAGGGGUGUCAAAGAUGUGGCCCAUAUCAGGCCCGCGAUCAAGUCUGCUUCCUUCUCCCUCUCUCUUGCUUCCUUCAGUUAUCAGAGACUGUUACAGAAAAUAUUGCAAACAUGUUUUAUUUAAAGUUUUUUUUAAAAAAAAAAGUUUUAAUUGUG